Messenger RNA from Nipponia nippon (crested ibis), 1038 nucleotides. Lineage: Eukaryota; Metazoa; Chordata; Aves; Pelecaniformes; Threskiornithidae. The record is from RefSeq and is a predicted model, not a curated record.
AUGCAGGGGAUGCUGGCUGGGGGGCACGGUGGCUCUGCUGCCUGGCCAGCAGCUUGUCUGGCAGGGGAGCCAGGCUGCGUGUCCUGGGGGCUCUGGAUGCUGGCCGCGCUAUGCUGGAUCGCCGCCCGCUCGCUGCUGUCCUGCGGGUGCCCGGGGCAGGGCCGGCGGCAGGCGUCCGUCCUUUGCCUCCUGUACAGCUUCCUGGGCCACAUCUGCAACGCGGUCGGGGCACUGCUCGCCAGCCAGCUCAGCAUCCAGAUCCUCACAGGCGCCUACAUGGCUGUGGCCAACGUCCUCCGCUUCCUGCUUGCCGUCUUUCCCCCCUGCCCGCCUGAGACCCAGGAGAUGGCAGGUCUGCCCCGCCAGCAGAGGAGGCGGCGGCGGCGGCUGCGGGACGGCCUGCUUGCCCUCGCCCUGCCCCUGUCUGUGGGUGCUGGCAGGUCUCUGCUGGCACCCAGCCCCCGGCCCUCCUGGGAGCUGCUCCAAGGAGCCCGGCGGAGGCUGCUCGGCGCAGUGUUCGAGGACAACACAGAAGCGCUGGGGUUUGUCCUGGGGCUGCUCUCUGCCCUCAUUGCCCUCACGGCCAGGAUCCCUGCGUUCUCCAGAGCAUGCAGGGGGAAGCCAUGCUCGUGGAGGCGGCUGUGGGCCACCCCCUGCCCGGCCGCAGCCGGCGUCCUCUACACAGCAGCGAUUGUCACCCGUGACCAGCAGCCUGCGCGCAUCCUGAGGGCCCUGCCCUGGCUCCUGGUGGCCCUGGGCUCGGCUGCGCUGGAUGUGGCCCUCCUGUUCCUCGCCUGCACGGCCAAGAGCCAGAAGGGCCAGCGGCUUGUACCAGAGGUCCCCGAUGCCUGGGCCCUCCUGGCUGGAGAGAGGGAGGAAGAUGACAGGGGAGCAGUGGAAGAAGAGUGGGACUUUGAAGACAUGACGGUGCAGUGGAGCCGGGCCAGCCCUGCUGCUCAACCUCACUCCAUGCUGUGCUCAGGCACCUUCGGACAACGUGCAGCCCCUCCGAGGUGCCCUGAGCACCCAUCCCCCUGA